Messenger RNA from Ustilaginoidea virens, 2661 nucleotides. RefSeq lists its product as uncharacterized. Gene Ontology annotation, molecular function: glycogen phosphorylase activity; pyridoxal phosphate binding. The transcript is spliced from 7 exons. The record is from RefSeq and is a predicted model, not a curated record. Gene Ontology annotation, cellular component: cytoplasm. Bases 1 to 2661 code for a protein of 886 amino acids. Lineage: Eukaryota; Fungi; Ascomycota; Sordariomycetes; Hypocreales; Clavicipitaceae. Gene Ontology annotation, biological process: glycogen catabolic process.
AUGGCGGCUGAACAACAGCGCCUGCCCACCAGGGAAAGGCGACCUUCUACUGGAGCCCCCAUCGUAGAUAUUACCGGUGGAGUUGGGCCUGCGGGCAUCUCCCGUCCCAAGCAUAAACGAACAUUGACUGGGUUUGGUGCUGGUGAGAUAAAGAGUGUCGAAGCUUCGAUCCCCGAGCCCCAGCGUGACGCCUGGAAGCGAAACCAACCAACCGGUUUCACUGACAAGGAUGGCUUCGAAAAGGAGGUCGUUCGCCAUGUUGAAACCACUCUCGCCAGAAGUUUGUUCAACUGUGAUGAAAUUGCAGCGUACUCGGCUACAAGUCUUGCUUUCCGUGACCGUCUCAUCACCGAUUGGAACAGGACUCAGCAGCGGCAGACGUAUCGUGAUAGCAAGAGGCUCUACUAUCUGAGCCUGGAGUUUCUCAUGGGAAGAGCUUUGGAUAAUGCCAUGCUGAAUGUUGGUCUGAAGGAUGUCGCCAAAGAUGGACUUGAUGAGCUUGGCUUCAGAAUCGAGGACGUGAUCAAGCAGGAGCAUGACGCGGCUCUCGGUAACGGUGGGCUUGGUCGCUUGGCCGCAUGUUUUCUCGACAGUCUGGCUUCCCUCAACUUCCCCGCUUGGGGGUAUGGGCUUCGAUACCGUUAUGGCAUCUUCAAGCAGGAGAUUAUUGAUGGCUAUCAGGUUGAAGUACCUGACUAUUGGCUAGACUUCAAUCCCUGGGAGUUUCCACGCCAUGAUGUCACUGUGGAUAUUCAAUUUUUUGGGCAUGUGAAUAAGACAAAAACUCCAGAUGGAAGGACCAUCUCUGUUUGGGAAGGGGGCGAAACUGUACAGGCUGUUGCCUACGAUGUCCCAAUCCCCGGUUAUGACACUGUUACCAUCAACAACCUCCGACUCUGGUCCAGCAAAGCCUCGGGCGGAGAGUUUGACUUCCAAAAGUUCAACAAUGGCGAUUACGAAAGCUCUGUAGCUGAUCAACAGCGCGCCGAGACCAUCAGCGCCGUACUUUAUCCCAACGACAACCUCGAGAGAGGAAAAGAACUUCGACUGAAGCAGCAGUACUUCUGGGUUGCUGCGUCUCUGUAUGAUAUUGUCCGCCGAUUCAAAAAGUCGAAGCGGCCUUGGAAGGAGUUUCCCGACCAGGUUGCCAUUCAGUUGAAUGACACACAUCCUACCUUGGCCAUUGUGGAGUUGCAACGCAUCCUGACCGACAUUGAGGGUUUAGAGUGGGAUGCUGCUUGGGACAUUGUGACCAACACGUUUGGAUAUACCAAUCACACCGUCUUGCCCGAGGCAUUGGAAAAAUGGCCCGUUGGACUUGUUCAACAUUUACUACCGCGUCAUCUCCAAAUUAUUUAUGACAUCAACCUCUACUUUCUCCAAAAGGUUGAGAAGGCCUUCCCCAAUGACAGGGAUAUGCUCCGUCGCGUCUCUAUUAUCGAAGAGUCCCAGCCAAAGAUGGUUCGGAUGGCACACCUGGCCAUUGUCGGCUCACACAAGGUGAAUGGCGUGGCUGAGCUUCACUCCGACCUGAUCAGAACUACAAUCUUUAAGGACUUUGUGGAGAUUUAUGGACCUGACAAAUUUACCAAUGUCACCAACGGCAUCACACCACGACGCUGGCUUCACCAAGCCAACCCUCGGCUUUCCGAGCUUAUUGCCUCCAAAUGUGGCGGUAGAGACUUCCUCAAGGAUCUCACCUUGUUGAACAAACUGGAGCAGUUCGUUGACGACAAAGACUUCCGACGGGAGUGGGCAGAAAUCAAGUACGCCAACAAAGUGCGCCUGGCCAAGCACAUCAAGGAAACGACGGGCGUGACGGUCAAUCCUGCUGCUUUGUUCGACGUCCAGGUAAAGCGCAUCCACGAAUAUAAGCGCCAGCAGCUCAACAUAUUUGGUGUCAUUCACAGAUACCUCACUCUCAAGGCAAUGAGUGCGCAGGAGAGGAAGAAGCAGCUUCCUCGAGUCUCCGUCUUUGGUGGUAAAGCCGCUCCGGGAUACUGGAUGGCCAAACAGAUUAUUCACCUCAUCAAUUCCGUAGGUGAAGUUGUCAACAAAGACGAGGACAUUGGUGAUUUGCUCAAGGUCAUCUUCUUGGAGGAUUAUAACGUGAGCAAGGCAGAAAUCAUCUGCCCUGCUUCAGAUAUCAGUGAACACAUUUCUACUGCCGGAACUGAAGCCUCUGGGACUAGCAACAUGAAAUUCGUGUUGAAUGGAGGUCUGAUUAUCGGCACAUGUGACGGUGCAAAUAUUGAAAUCACUCGCGAAGUUGGCGAAAACAACAUCUUUCUCUUUGGCAACCUUGCUGAAGAUGUUGAGGAUUUGCGCCAUGCCCACACGUACGGAUCGCAUACGAUUGAUGCUGACUUGGACAAGGUUUUCAAGGAGAUCGAGAAGGGAACAUUUGGGACGCCCCAGGAUUUCGGAGCCAUAAUCGGCGCCGUCCGCAGCCACGGAGACUACUACUUGGUUUCCGACGACUUCCACAGCUACAUAGAGACGCACCGCCUCGUAGAUGAAGCCUACCGUAAGCAGGACGAGUGGAUCGUCAAGUGCAUCACGGCGGUGGCUCGCAUGGGCUUCUUUACGAGCGACCGCUGCAUCAAUGAAUACGCCGAGGAGAUUUGGAACAUUGAGUCUCUUGCCAUUGACAAACACUAG